This is a messenger RNA of Trifolium pratense (red clover), 2052 nucleotides long. RefSeq names its product plant intracellular Ras-group-related LRR protein 9-like. Bases 211 to 1803 code for a protein of 530 amino acids. The transcript is spliced from 3 exons. The record is from RefSeq and is a predicted model, not a curated record. Gene Ontology annotation, molecular function: protein binding. NCBI's taxonomy places the organism in Eukaryota, Viridiplantae, Streptophyta, Magnoliopsida, Fabales, Fabaceae.
GAGAAUCCGGAUCCAGAGCGAUCGAUACUCUCAAAGAGGUAGUAUUAAUCUUAUAGUCUAGUAGUACUGAAUGCUGAUAAUCUUCUUAGUAUUUUAUUAAUUUACUACUUCUAACCCUUUCGUAUUCUAUAGCAUCACUUUCUCUGUUUUUUUUUUUUUUUUUGAUAAUCAUCACUUUCUCUGAUUUGAAACACCGUCGUAACCAACGCCAUGGAUCCCAAUCCAGGAACCUUCCCGAUUCUCUCCUACGUCAUGUCCCGAUUCCCUUCCUUAACAUCCAAAACCACCGCCACAACCUUCUCCUCCGACACUGAAUUAGACAACAUCGAAUUAAACGACAUCGAACAACCACCUUCUCCUCCACCUCACUCCCAAAUCGUCGGCCAAAUGCCAAACCUAGCAAACCCCGAACUCAUCCAAUCUAUGGCCCGAGCCAUCUCCGACGUUCAGGCGGCUCGCUCCGUUCUUAACUUAAUCGGCGAACGGCCCACUCACGAGGAAGUCGACCACGCCAAAGCCAAGCUGGUUGAAUUAGAAGCCCAGAUGUCACGACAGCUUGAAGGAAUCGUGCUUCUCUCGAGACCUCCGGAGAUCGAGAUCCAUCGAUGGAGAGCACAUCUGGCUGAGAAAGAGAACCAGUGUAGAGAAGAAGCGGAAAAGGAGAAGCAGAUUUGGAAAUCGCUUAUUCAACUUGAUGAGAUGCAUGAGGGUUAUGAGAAGCUUCUUAAGGACGCUGAGAAACGAUUGGUUAGAAUGUAUGAUUCUGCUGAAGAUGGUGGUGAUAUUGGAGGAGGAGGAGUAGGAGAUGGUGAUUUUGGAGGUGAGGUGAGUGAAGAGGUUGUGGGGAUUCUUCAAGAAGCUCAUGGGAAUGGAAUUGAACGGAUUGAUCUUUCUGGCCGGAACUUGAAGAUGUUGCCGGAUGCUUUUGGCAGGAUUCCUGGUUUGCUUGUGCUUAACGUUUCAGCUAAUCAACUUUCGGCAAUUCCCGACACGAUAGCUGGAUUGCAAAAUUUGGAGGAGCUUAAUCUCUCUGCAAAUCGUUUGGAAUCACUUCCCGAUUCAAUUGGGUUACUACAAAAGUUGAAAUUGCUCAAUGUUUCUGGAAACAAGCUUACUGCCCUUCCUGAUACCAUUUGUCAGUUCAGGUCAUUGGUGGAGCUGGAUGUAAGCUUUAACGAUCUGUCAUACUUACCAACGAACAUUGGGUAUGAAUUACCAAACUUGAAGAAACUCCUGAUUCAUUUGAACAAAAUUCGAUCUCUUCCCUUAUCCAUUUGUGAGUUGAAGUCGUUGCGCUAUUUGGAUGCUCAUUUUAACGAGCUACAUGGGCUUCCAAAUGCAAUUGGGAGGCUGACUAACCUGGAAAUUCUCAACCUGAGUAGUAACUUCGCUGAUCUUAAAGAACUUCCAGAGACAUUUGGUGAAUUGACUAAUCUCAGGGAAUUGGAUCUCAGCAAUAAUCAGAUUAAUGCACUUCCCGGUACAUUUGGUUGUCUUGAUAAUUUGACCAAGCUCAACUUGGAACAAAAUCCUCUUGAACUGCCGCCAAUGGAGAUUGUAAAUCAAGGGAUCCAAGCCAUAAAGACUUUUAUGGUCAAGAGGUGGAUUGAUAUGUUGCAAGAGGAAGAAAGAAAACACAAUGAAGAAAUGCAAGAACAAGUAGAGGGUGGCUGGUUAACUCGAAGCACCUCGUGGUUGAAGAAUGCUACUGGAAAUGUAAUUGGGUAUAUUGGAACUACUGUUGGAUCUCCUAUGUCACCCAAAUCUUCCAGAGAUGCUGCUUAUCUUAAUCAGCAGUUAUGAAGUGAGAUGUUUUCCAAGCCCAAGGCUUAUUGACAUGCAUUCUUGAUGAAGAUUGUAGCUUCCAGAUACUAUGCUUUGGUAGUACUUCCUGCUACUUCCUCUUAUGUUCUCCACCCAUUAUUAUCCAGCAGCAUAAGGGCGGGGUGUUUUGGUAAUUAAUGUGUAUAAAGGGGCAUGGCACUCACAAUAAUUGUCUAAAUUUUGAUAAUUGGUAUAUACUUUUUAAUAAUAAACAAAAGCAAUUAUACA